AUGGCCAACCACCAGUACAUCGAGUUGAUCAUCCAGUUCAUGGUGACCAACAACCACUCGGACUUUGACUUCAAGGUGCCCUUCGUCAAGCCCUCCCUGCGCUACGUCUACCCCUUCCUCAUCUUCCUCCACGUCGUCAUCUGUCUCGUCGGCGUCGUCGGCAACACCGCCAUCGUCGUCGUCAUCGCCAAACGUCGUCUGUACCAGGACCAAACGUAUUUUUUAUUGGCCAACCUGGCCUUCUCUGACCUGAUCAAAUGUUUGGCCGUGCUGCCCAUAAGUCUGGCCAACUUCCUGAUACAGAACUGGCUCUUUGGCAGCUUUUUGUGUUUCUUCCUGCCCAUGUUGCAGUGUUUCCCUGUACAUGCAUCUAUGCUGACAUACCUGACCAUCGCUAUAGACAGGUAUCGACUGAUAGUCCACCCCUUCAAGAGCCGAUUACCAGCUGGGCUGUGUGUGAUCGCCGUGUGGGUUGGCUCCGUGUGUGUGGUGCUGCCCUACGCCAUCUACAUCAAGUACAUCGAUCUCGGCGCCUCUCUAGGUGACGAUUUUGUCGGUGUGGGCAUCUGCUUCGUGUUUGGUGAGCGGCGUAUCGAGGAAUACCUACGGGCCAUGUUCGUCACCCUCUACGCCAUGCCCCUGGCCGUCAUGGCUCUCCUGUACGUCCGCGUAUCCGCCGAGUUCAAAUCCAGGGAGACGUCCUUCAUCUCGGUCCACUUCACGCAGAACAUCACCAGCGCGGACCCGGACCAGGACCGCGCCAACCGGAUCAGCCCGCCGUGGCCCGCGGUCGAAAACUACAAAACCACCAUCAUCCAAGCGGCGCCCCCGGCGUCGGUAGACGCCCCGCCGGCGUUUUUCAACAACGGCACGGGCGUGACGGUCCCCCCGCCCAGGUCUGAGUUCCCGGAACGUGCUCACUCCCAGCGCUACCAGCGCAGCCCGACCUGCAGCGGCGACGGCAGCAGCACCGCCAGCAGCCACCACCACCACCACCACCACAGACACAUCAAGUCCACCCACGCUAGCCGCGCGGCCCACGUCACGGAAGACGAGCUCGACAUCGAGAAGGAGAAGCGGGCCCAGAACUACCUCAUCACCAUGACGACGCUGUUCGGCAUCUGCUGGUGCCCGCUGCACAUCCUGUUCCUGGUCACCUUCUUCGUGCACGAGACCAACGCCAACACCGACCACUACGACAUCACCUACAUCCUCUUCGCCUGGUUCGGUUUCCUCUCCACCUGUACCACCCCCGUCCUGUUCGCCUCCUGGAGAAUGUCGGACGCCACCAAGGACCGGCUCCGGGGCUACUUCCGGUUCAGCAACCGGCCCCGCACCUCCAACUGUUCUCAGAACCAAAGGUUCCAGUCUAGAUUUGUAGACGAGCGCCAACACAACCAUUGCGAGGAGAGGAUGAUCAUGACUUGCAGGAACUCGGAGCACUACGGCUGUGACUCGGUCUGA
This is a messenger RNA of Physella acuta, 1464 nucleotides long. RefSeq names its product neuropeptide Y receptor type 5. Gene Ontology annotation, biological process: neuropeptide signaling pathway. Gene Ontology annotation, cellular component: plasma membrane. The record is from RefSeq and is a predicted model, not a curated record. Lineage: Eukaryota; Metazoa; Mollusca; Gastropoda; Physidae. Gene Ontology annotation, molecular function: neuropeptide receptor activity.